Molecule: messenger RNA, 869 nt
Organism: Photinus pyralis (common eastern firefly)
Lineage: Eukaryota; Metazoa; Arthropoda; Insecta; Coleoptera; Lampyridae
Exons: 3
Source: RefSeq, a predicted model, not a curated record
GAAUACUAAAAAAUGCCUUACAAUUGUUCAGUGUACAACUGUAAUUCCACCACCAAGACGACACAAUAUAAAUUUCAUUCGUUUCCGAGAGAGGCAAAAGAAAAACGAUCUUGGUUAAAUGCGAUCAAAUCAGGAAAACAGCCCUCAAAGCAUGCAAAGGUGUGUGAGAAACAUUUUCGAAAUGAUGACUACGUUGUGACUAGUUUAGGUCAAUGGAAAAUACUUAAGAAAAGUGCAAUUCCAUCACAAAAUUUGCCAAGGAGCUCUCAUCAUCUAGAGAAACGUGAUUCUACUGCAAGAAGUGAAAGAUAUUUGUCAAGGCAUACUCAAAAGAUUGUAACCGACAAUGACAAACAUAAUGUCAAUCGUGACAAUGAAAUAGUUGACAUUAUCGCAGAAGAUGUAGAAGAACAAGUUGAAGUGGAAAGAAGUGGCACACAUCAUGCGCAAAUUCAAACGAUCAUUAGUCUUAAGCGAUCCCAAUUAAUAUCCGCAAGUUUCAUAGAUGAGGCUCAAAUGAAACACAUGACGGGAUUUUCCAGAAAAUUACAAAUCAACUUCUGGGAUUUAAAAACGUGUAAGCACGGCCAGUACACGAUAGUCUUGGAUUGUACGGAAUUUAGAAUCGAACGCAGUGGUGAUCCUCUAAUACAACAAGCUACAUACUCUAGUUACUAUGGAACAAAUACUUUCAAGGUACUGAUUGGUGGAACGGAAAAUGGAGAAAUUGCCUUUGUGUCAGAUGUGUAUGGGGGUUCUAUUACUGAUCGCAAAAUAUCACAUAUAUCGGGCAUACUUGAUCUUUUGAAGGAAGCAGAUUACGUUUUGGCUAACCGAGGAUUUGACAUAUCAGAUCUUUUGGAAGAAAA